Centropristis striata (black sea bass) is the source of this 2964-nucleotide messenger RNA. RefSeq names its product zinc finger protein 135. Gene Ontology annotation, molecular function: DNA-binding transcription factor activity, RNA polymerase II-specific; RNA polymerase II transcription regulatory region sequence-specific DNA binding. Lineage: Eukaryota; Metazoa; Chordata; Actinopteri; Perciformes; Serranidae. Gene Ontology annotation, biological process: regulation of transcription by RNA polymerase II. The record is from RefSeq and is a predicted model, not a curated record. Gene Ontology annotation, cellular component: nucleus. The transcript has 3 exons. Bases 535 to 2028 code for a protein of 497 amino acids.
AAUUAAUGCAGAGGAAGUUGACACAUUUGAACCAAAACCUCCUGGACUUGAGAGGUUUAAAGGUGUGAUGAAGAUGAUUUGGGUGUUAAGACGUGAACUGUUUCCGUUAUAAACCAAUCCUGAAUGCCCUGAAGCUUCACGACACCUCGCGACAUUUGGCGGCAGAGUUUGCGGGGCUUCCGACCGCCAGCCAAUCAGAUUCGAUGCACCGGGCAGGCUGCGCAGUAGCUCAGCCAAUCACAGGCCGGUAGAGGAGCGGGACGGUCCGCCGCUCUGCCGCGUCCCCGCCGCAGCGUCCCAUCCACUCUGCCGGGCGAUCUGCCGCUCCGUGCCGCUCCGCGCCUCGUCGGGGACGUCGCAGCAGCGGUUGCUAGCCGACAGGCGGCCCCUGCUCUCCGGCUGGGAUGUGACAGAGCUGCAGCGGACGGAACCGACUACAGUCCUCAUCACCGGACCGACCGGGACCAGCGGCACCGUAACGGGCUUGAAUCGGCUGUAGCUGCUCCUCUUCCUCCCCCUCCCCGCAGGUUCAGGAUGGAGGACUCGGAGACGGAGCUGGCGGUGUCGGAGUCAGACGCUCUGGGCGCCGACUUCAUCACGGUGGAGCUGGACACGCAGCCCAUCGAGUAUGUGGUGAAGUGGGCGGAGGUCGGCUCCAAGUUCACCAUCUCCUGCGUCAAGAAGGAGUCGGAGGAGGCGUCGGACCUGACCGCCGACCAGCUGAAGAUCGAGACGGACGAGGCCUUCUUCGCGCCCUACGAGGAGGUGUACCCCUGCGAGGUGACGGAGCAGAGCGUGGAGAUAAAGACGGACUCCGACGAGGACGAGGAGGAGGACGGCGAGGAGGAGCAGGAGGUGCUGGUGGAGGCGGGGAGCAGCCAGCUGGACGGCGAGGUCGACUCGGACCAGGCCGACUUUGAGCCCGACGAGCGCCAGUACCGCUGCAGCUACUGCGGCAAGAGCUACAGCCACGCCUCCAGCCUGUACCGCCACCAGCAGACGCACAGCGGGAGGAGCGCCGGGCCGCCGCCCGCCAAACGGGCGCUGGAGCCCACGCACCAGGAGGCGCGCUACACCUGCCCCCACUGCGGGAUGAGCUUCAAAGGCAGCAGGAUGCUGGGGAGCCACCUGCGGCUGCACGGGAAGCGGCGGAUCCACCCCUGCAACAUCUGCGGGAAGGAGUUCAACCACAGCUCCAGCCUGUCCCGCCACCGCCUCAUCCACAAGAAAGGCAAAGGGCUCCCCAAGGACGUGGCGCUCGGCCCCAACAUGGCCGCCCUGCGCCACUCGCUCAAGUCCGGCGCCAAGAACAAGAAGACCAAGCGGCAGCAGCAGCAGCGGCAGCAGCAGCAGCACGUGGCGUCCGCCAUCAUCCAGAGUCAGGGCGGCGACAAGUUCUACGCCUGCCCGCAGUGCGACAUGAGCUUCAGGACGUCCACGCAGCUGUCCAAGCACCAGGUGACGCACGUCAAGGAGCUGCUGGACAACUACACGCCCGGCAAGGAGAACCUUGGCGAGACCUCGUCGGACCUCAAGAUCCGCCUCAAGCUCUGCUCCCGCGACAAGCCCAACUUCUACACCCUCUGCAAGAAGAACCGCCGCCGCCGGGGGGGGCGGGCCGGUAAACGGGGCCCCGCCACCUCCUCUGAGGAGGACGGCGGUGGCGGCGUGGGAGGAGUCGGAGCAGGGCGCCACGGCUGCGGCCAGUGCGGGAAGCGGUUCAGCCACGCCUCCAGCCUGGCGCGGCACCAGCAGACCCACAGGGCGGUGGAAGGCGGCGGGCGGGGGAAGCUGCAGCAGCACCACCACCAGAAGCAGCUUCACGUCAAGACCGGACUCCCCGGCGCCGCCAAGACCAAGACCUACACCUGCGCCGCCUGCAACAAGACCUUCAUGCACUCGUCCAGCUUCUCCCGCCACAAGAAGGCGCACCUGGAGGAGGAGCAGCGCGCCCAGGCCGCCGCCGCCAAACGCCGGAAGAGGGACGACCUGGACGAGACCGCUCCGCUGGAGUCUGACUCCGAGUGACGCCACCAGGCUCUGGACUGGGUUUGGACCGGUUCUGGACCUGUUCUGGGUCAGUUCUGAAUCAGCGCUGACUGGUUCUGGACUGGUUUGGGACCAGUUCAGGAAAAGUUCUAAUUUGGAAAAGUUCUGGGCCAGUUCUCCACCAGUUCUGGACCAGUUGGGGACAGAUUCUGGGCUGCUCCGGCAGUUUGGUGGUCCAGGUUUUGGGAACUGGAUCUGGUUGAUUCUUCUCUGGUGUAGAUAGCAGCAGGACAUCCAUAUAUGGUCGUAUGGCGGGGGGAUCUCCACAUAUGGUCAUAUCCAUAUAUGGUCAUAACGGACCGUUAGCUAAUUGCUCUUAAGGAUGGGAUUAGAUUAAAGUGUUACCCCAAGCCCCGCCCCUGCCCCGCCCCAGGCCCCGCCCCCUCCACCUGUCUGUCAGGUGUCACACGGACGCUGUUCGCUUUCAUUCUGCACUCCAUUUCCCAUCAGCCACCUGGGGAGAGAGCUGGGAGCCACAGUCGGCUUCUCCUCUGCCUGCCGCGUUAUUUCCCAUCAGCCCCGGGCCAGGUCAGUUGACCGCUGUCCGUCAGAAUCAGCACGCUGAGCAUUCUGGGAAACUGAGUCAUGACGAGGGUCCGUUCGACUGUACGGAAGUUUAUCAACGACAACAACAAGCCCCGCCCCCUGCUCCUUUAUUAACCUUAUUUAUUAUUGUUUAGACACAAAGUCAGUUAUUUCUUACUCCUCCGAACAACAACAACCCCAAUUUAUUUAUUUUUGUUUCAGUUUACUCUCAGAAAAAAAUAUUCCCGAAAAUAUUGAUCAAUACAUUUAUGCCCAGAAAAAAAAAAAAAAACUUUCUUUUGUUUAUUAAUAAUAAUAAUAAAUGGUAUGUUAUUUUUAUUAAAUGUAUUAUGUUUAAUAAUCAUUUCUAAUAAUAAUGUAAUAUUGUAA